This is a messenger RNA of Strongylus vulgaris, 573 nucleotides long. The record is from the annotation of a GenBank genome assembly. NCBI's taxonomy places the organism in Eukaryota, Metazoa, Nematoda, Chromadorea, Rhabditida, Strongylidae.
GUAAAUCUUCCACUACCGGAUCACAUUCAGCUAUCCAUUGAUGAUUAUCGUUUUUUGUUUUCCCUUGAAACUUUCCAAAUAUCCCCUAUCUAUUUGCAGGUGGAACGACCACAAACAACUGCGAUAGUGAAACCAUCUACGCCAGCACGCGAAGUGAUAAAAGCUAACGGUCGCAGCUCUUCCGGUGGAGGUGGAGGCGCUCCGAUAGCUCAAGCAGAGUGUAGCGAUACCGAUUACGAUACAGCAAGGAGCUUAGCCAGAGCGGCAAGUGUGGAGAAAAAUGGCAGUUUGCAUAGCGGAAGCACCUUAAGGGCGCAACGAGAUAUCCUUUUUCAUUCUAAAUUGGCCAUUAAUAUGUUUCUGCCUCCUUUCACUUUUCACAUUGGGCAAAAGGAAGCAUUGAGGCGUGAAGUUAGCCAGAAUGAACAGCGUGCUCAAUCUGCAGAUUCAAGAUCGGCGAAAAGUAAUGGAGCGAGUAAAGGACGUCGAAGAUCCAUCGAAAGACCUCGAAUGUUUAGUGGAAUCAAACCAAGUCGACUCAUGAAUCCCCAUAAGCUCAUCUCUAACUAUUAA